This is a messenger RNA of Cladocopium goreaui, 5883 nucleotides long. The record is from the annotation of a GenBank genome assembly. Lineage: Eukaryota; Dinophyceae; Suessiales; Symbiodiniaceae.
AUGUCGUCGCAGAAGGUGAAAUUUAAAAAUGCUUGGAAAGGAUUCGCCUUUGACAGAAUCAUCGACGACCAACUGGAAGUUUUUUCCCCUGCUGAAGUUGAGGGUCUUGUGGUAAUCUCUGGAUGUGUGACCACUACACAGCCCAUGCAAAACAAGGAAAACUACGACCUUCGCUUGACCAACGAAAACGGCGUUUUAGAAUUGAAGUAUCGGCCCAGCCAGCAGCGGCGCUGGUUCCUGACGCCCAUUACGGUGUCCCGCUAUGAAGGGAUACGCCAAUGUGGCGCCAGUGCCUGGGUCAACGAGCAGGGCCAUGUCUACAUGCACUUCAGCAGGAACGCCAUUCCAAUGGUGGUGCACUUCUCUGGAUUUGCCUUCAGUAACAUGAGCCACGACGAUGGCAUCGAACUGAAAGAAGCUGACCCGAAGAAAGUGAAAUUCGAUGAGGAGGAUCCGCCCAGGGCGUACCCAUUGGGUGAUCUGGUGCUGUUGCAGGGCUGCUUCCAAGAAGCCAAACAUGGCAGCAGUGAGAAGGUGGCGCUGCUGCCUGAGGGUCUCCGUCCUAUCCGCGAGGUGCGGUGCCUGGCCCCGCUGCUGGUUAGCCCGGAUCCGCAGGCCAAGGAUCUGCCGCCUUCGGACUUUGUAGGGGUGGAGUCCAUUGCCGUUACGGUACAACCAGACGGUGGCAUCUAUGUGCAAGGCGGCUUUGUGUACAACAACGACAAGAAGGGUCACAUGCGAAAACUGCCGCAGAAGAAGAAGGGCAAGGUGUGCCUGGACGGCGUCCGCUUUCUUUCCACCGAGCACACGACGCCUGUGGAGGUCUGCAAGGCCGUGCAGCCCAAGGAGCUCCGCAACGGCGCCAAGGAGGCUGCGGUCAGCAGCUUGCUGCAGAGAGUCUCCGGAGGUCAAGCAAAGCGCAGUGCUGUGUGCAAGAAGCUGCCUGGCAACGUGGUGGUCCUGGAAGGUGCAGUGGACUGCGUGCGCCUGCGGAAUCCCAAGUUGGCCGUGGCCCGGCUCCCCGAGAACUGCCGUCCGCCGCAGCGCAUGUGUUUCUUCACGCGCGACCGUUCUGAGGAGCGCUGCCGCGUGGACAUCGACAAGUGGGGCCGCAUUUUUUGCCCUGAGUCCCCGGGGGCAGAUGGAGUGGAGCUGAGCGGCAUCAUCUUCGUUGCGAGUCCAUCGCCGGUGCAGGAGCAGCCGCGCGACUGGGAUUGGGAUGAACUAAACCUGCAGUAUGCCGCCGCCGAGGAGACACCUGGCAUGGCACACCGACUCGUGGACGAUCUGAUUCAGCGGUGCAACAAGCACGAGUGGGAAAGGUUCAAGGUCAAGAUCUAUCACCAUCUCCGGCUGCCUCUGGGAGAUUUGAAGCUCCGGGGCAGUGGUCGAGACCCCUUCAAUUUCGGAAACUACAACUUUGAACGGACAGCAUGGCGGCAAAUGGAGCAACCUUUGGGACAGAGAUGGGGAAUACGAACGCCACAGCAGCUGUUCCAAUUGCCCCAGCACAUGUUGGAGAAGGUUCUGGAUAACACCCCCAAGGUAAACCUGGACCCUAGAGACCGAAAGCGCAUUGUCGAGAUGUCCAUUUGGUAUCACAGAUCUUGGGAGGUCAAAAGACAGCCCGGCAUGACCUUCAAAUACUUGCAAGAUUUGGCCAUGGAGGUCGCAGAUGAGAUGUUUGAACGCUGGGAUUUCGAUGCCCAGGUGAAGGGGCUGCUGGAGAAUGAUUCGAAACCACCUGAGGCCUUGCGCAAGUAUUUUGGGGGCAGGAAAUACAAAGACCAGCCUGGCCAGAAGUAUUUGAAAGAGGAGGAGAAAGAAAAGUUCGAGACGAUCCGACAAUUCUUCUACUACCAUGAAACCAAUGGCAAUAGCAUGACUCACUGCAGUCUGAAGGGAUGCUCGGAUACCUUCACCAACACAGGAAAAUGGUUCUUUCCCGAUUCUCGCAGCAUUCAGGAUGAACUCUUCCAGAGCAUCGCGUGGCUUUACGAGCGCAACAUCUUUCACUACAUCUCAGAAAGGCAAACUGCGAGAUUUCCCUUUAUCGAGGACUUUGACAUCCAGGCAGAUGUUGAUUAUGUACCAACACCCGAGGGUCAAGAGAGACCAAAUCCUCCGGACGAAUUGAUUAUGAACAAGCCGACGCGUCAAGGUGACAAGGUCUUUGGCGACCCUGGUGAAUUGAUGCAACGGCGCGCCUCGUGUAUACGGAAACUCUAUUCCGACAUUGACGAUUUGAGAUGUUUGGUGUACAGUGCCAGUGGCUUCAACAAGGGCAAGGAUAAACUGAAGACCUCCUUCCAUUUGGUGUGGCCUCAGCUGGUGGUCGAUUCCGAUAGUGCUCCCUGGCUGCGAGAGAUCACUUUGAUGAUCUUCAAAGAAGAGUCUGCGAAGCCUGGGUCCUACCUGGCUGAACUGCAGAGGACGUUGCUGAGUUUGGAGAAGGGCGUUCCUGCGGACGAAGGCAACAUUUGGUCCAACGUCUUUGACAAGACGACCAUCAACGCCACGAAUGGACUGCGCCUACCGUACAACGACAAAGCUUCGAUGAAACCCACCCCAGAGGAGAAGAUUCGGAUCAAGAAUGGUGAGGUCAGCAAGUCGGCGGCGAAGAAGGUUCGCGUCAUCGAAGGACGUCCUUCCAAAGCCAUUGGUGAAAUCAACUUCAAAUUUGAGAAAAGCAGGGAAGGACAAGACAGGUUGGUUGAAGCCAAAUGGGUCGCAGAUACGCAGAGCAGACCCUUAUGGGAGUGGAUCCGGGAUGGCUCCUGUCGAAUUGAUGCCAACGAUGCUGAAAGAACGAUGCUGACACCCAUGCACCCCACGGAGGAAGCGAUGAAGCUCUUCAAGAAGUGGAAGAAGAAUGAUAAGUUUGCAAGGAAAGAAGGUGCGCGAUACUUCUGGGACCAGGAGAACGACGAGUUCGCCACACACGCGCCCUACACCAACAUCAAGCUGUGUCCCCUCAGUGUCAGUGCCUUCCAGGUUCUUUGGGACGACCAGCUUGGUGAAGAAUGUGAGGCUCUCAACGGAAGUCCUCAGCAGGACAUGGUGAAGCAGCUCGAAGGCCGUUGGAUUUUCAUCACAGAGACUCAAGCGGUUUGGAGGACCAACGCAAAAGCUCAAUUUGACUUCAAAAACCCGACCGACUAUUGGGGUCAAAAGAUGCGACAAAUGAAGCGCCCGGCUGAGCUGAUCUAUCUUCGCUUCACACCACCUGGGACGGAGGAGGAGAUUGGGAAGGUCAUCUUGGAUGGACCGGAAGAGAUUGUCUUGGUCUUGCUGCAGGUACUCGAAAUGGACGCCUUCAAAUGUGAGAAAGACGACCGUCCCGUCAUGCCGCUCUACGACGUGCGGCGUGACGACGACUGCCGCGUGUGCCGCGGUGCUGUGUCCGAAAACUCUGCCUGCGGGCACAGAGAUCUGGAGAAGAUCCAUAAAGGUCUGAAUGCCAUGAACUCCCGUUUGUCUGCGGACGAGCAAAAAUGUGAGUUGUCGGCAAAGGUCGAUGAUGAGAAGUUGAAGCUGCAGAAACAGCUGGAGGAGGUGAAAGCUCUGGCGGAGGAUCGCUGGAAGGAAGUGGAGACGAAACAAGCGGAGAAUGCCAGGCUGUCUGAAGAACUUCAGAAGCAGACUUUGGCACUGCACGAAAGUGCUCAAAACAAGUUCCAGUUGGAGGAGGAACGCAUGAGGCAUAGCGCUGCGCAGCAGGCGGCGCAGCAGCAGCUGGACAGCUCCUUGCGCUCCGCCGCGGAGGCGGCGCAGCGGAGCGGCGAGGUGGAGAAGGCAUUGAGCGAAACCAAGAAGGAGGUGGAGGCGCAAAGCAAACUUCUUGAAGAGAAGGCCCGCGGAGCGCAGGAGAUGGCCAGCGAGCUGGAGGCGGCUCGAGCGGAGGUGGAGCUCCAGAGAGAGGAUGCGCGACAAGCGCGUGAGGCCGAACAUCGAGAGAUGCAGCUCAAAGAGGCUGUUGAGCUCGAACUUCAAGAAAUGAGUGAGAAAUUGGCCUCUGAACGUGGCCACUUGGAGGAAUUGAUGAGAGAACAGAGUCAGAAAUUGCAGGUGGCCUCUGAGAAAUCUCAAGACCUCGAGGCGAAGUUGCAAGAAGCGCUUGUUCGGGCUCAGGAGGAAGCCGCCUCCAAGCUGAAUGACGCGGAGGAGCAACGGCAAAAACUGCAGAAAGAGGUGGAGGAGCUUCAAGGAAAGGUUGCUGCCCCAGCUGCGCAGCCGGCGCAGCCGCUUGAAGCGCCGGCGCUCGAAGCGCCGUCCUCCAAACUGCCCAUGGGCCAUGCAAAUUUGGCAGACCUGGUCUACGAAGCCACCACAAGCCGAGAGGAGGCGGUCAAAGAGAGGCACCUGCGAGAGCAAUACCAACAGGCCUUGGAAAGGGUGGAGAAAGAGUUUCAUCACCAUCAACCAGCGCUCAUGAGUCAACGUCAAGAGCUCCUGCGCUUGAAGUCGUUGACCACCAAGCUGACGCGGCAAAACGAAGGGCUCCUGGAACGCGCAGAACAGCUGCAGUGUCAGAGCGCAGAUGCUGAGGAACGCGCCAAAAAGGCGCAAGGUCGGCAGAGGAUUCUGGAAGAGCAUGUCCGUGCUGUGGCGGAGCAACUGACUGUGCUGAUGCACGAGAACCGCAAGUUGACUGGCGCCAUCCCUGCAAAUCCCAGAGAUUCGGAGGGCCACGAGACCAACAAACGCUCCUUUCGGACCAUUCAGGAGCUGGUUGAUCAAAACUUCUCCUUGCGACGGUCCAUUUCUCAGAUGCAGAGUGAGAGCAAAGGUGACGCCCAACCGCGGGAGCUCCAUCUGCUGCGCGAUCGCAACAACCAGCUGGAGACGAAGUUGACUGAGCAAGAAGCCAGACACGCCAGUCACCUCCAGGAGAUUGGUGAGAGAGUGAGUCAAUUGGAGCAAGAGAGGGACAAGGAGAAGGAGAAGCGAAAAGCCUUGGAGGCUGAGGCAGAGGCCGCACAAGGCUUGGCGUCUCCCCAGGCCGCCCCUGUGCCAGUGGAAGCCUGUUCCGAAGAGCUAGCGGAAGCACGGCAGGCUGCAGUACGCGCCGCGGAGGACUUUCAACAGCAACUGCAGAAGGCCAGACAAAGCGCCACGGAGGUGAAGAAACAGCUGGCAGGAGCUCAGGAGCAACUGGUGGCUGAAAGGCAAAACAAAGAGACGCUGCAGGCGAUGGUGGAAAGCUUGAAGGGUGAGAUUGAAGAAAAAAAGGAGCAACUGCAGAAGCUAGAUGAACGCGUGGCCUCCUUGCGAGACGACAAGCGACGGGAGGAGCUGCGAGGCAAAGAGCUACAGGCAGAAGUCUUCCAAGCCAAAAGCGAAAAACGCAGCUUUGAAGCUGAGCUGAAUGGCCAGAAAUGCAAGGUCUUGGGCUGGGAACAAAGCUGCGAAAACUUUCUGCAGGAGAACAGCAAGUUGCAAGAGCACAUCGUUCAAUUGCAAGCCAGGAUGGAGUGCGAGAGUAAGAGAAAGGAGGAGAUGAAGAAACAGCUGGAGGAGCAGCACCAAAAGACUGAAGCCUUGACGAAGAAACAGUUGGAUCUCUGCCAACAACGCUAUGAGGACUUGAUGCGCACGGCUGAGGAGAGAAAAGCCACAGCGGAAGCACAAAAAGUGGAGGCGGAUGAGGCCAAGAAGCGAAUCCUUGACCUUUCAGCCAAAGCCGAAAAGCUGGAGGCGAAGAUGGCACAGAUGGCACAAGAGAACCUGGCGCUGAAGGAGAGCAGCAGCUUCGCACGGCCACGUCGUGGGGUGGAGGUGGGUUUGCAGACCAUCUGGCAGGCAAACACGCCGAGUUGCAGCAGCAGCUCGUCGAUGCCACGGAGCAGCUCCAAGAGCAGAAGAAGAAGGAAGAGGAUUUAG